This is a messenger RNA of Heterobasidion irregulare TC 32-1, 1081 nucleotides long. RefSeq names its product mitochondrial carrier protein. Gene Ontology annotation, molecular function: L-ornithine transmembrane transporter activity. The transcript has 7 exons. Bases 1 to 897 code for a protein of 298 amino acids. Gene Ontology annotation, biological process: mitochondrial L-ornithine transmembrane transport. Lineage: Eukaryota; Fungi; Basidiomycota; Agaricomycetes; Russulales; Bondarzewiaceae. The record is from RefSeq and is a predicted model, not a curated record.
AUGUCAAAAACAGCCAAGGACCUCACAGCAGGCACAGCCGGAGGUAUUGCCCAGGUACUGGUUGGCCAGCCAUUUGACAUAGUCAAAGUGCGUAUGCAAACGUCAGCGAAGGGGACGUACAAUGGCAUGCUUGACUGCGCAGGCGGAAUCCUGAAGAAUGAGGGCCCUCUCGCAUUCUACAAGGGCACCCUAACGCCUCUCCUGGGAAUUGGUGUCUGCGUUUCCAUUCAGUUUGGCGUUUUGGAAUACGUGAAGCGAUUCUUUGCCGAACGCAACAUCCGAGCUGGUUCAGGUGGUCCUGAUGGUAAGACGUUGACUAGUUCGCAAUUGUUUGCGGCCGGUGUGCUGGCAGGUCUAGGAAAUGGUGUCGUGUCAGGACCGGUGGAACAUAUACGUAUUCGGCUACAAACCCAGUCGAACUCGAAUCCUGUAUACCGUGGUCCUUGGGAUGCCAUGAAGAAAAUCUACUCUUCCCAUGGGAUCGCAGGGAUCUAUAAGGGUCAAAAUGUGACCUUGCUUCGAGAGGCAUCCGGAUAUGGCAUCUACUUCUGGGCAUACGAGAAAUUGGUCCAGCGUGAGAUAGCGCAAAAGGGUAUCCGGCGAGACGAGAUCAGCCCAGCAAAGGCCGUGCUCUAUGGCGCAGCGGCGGGUUACGCACUUUGGGCGGUGAUAUACCCCAUAGACAUGAUUAAAUCUCGGAUGCAGACGGACGGGUUUUCCGCUGCAGAUGGUCAAAAGUAUAAAUCCUCAUUGCAUUGCGUGCGCACGAUCUGGCGAUCAGAGGGCAUCAGUGCAUUUACUAGAGGGCUAGGCCCCACGCUGAUCCGGUCUCCGUUCGCCAAUGGUGCUACGUUCCUUGGAUUCGAGAUGGCAAAUCGUUUACUCAAUUCCUGGUGACAACAUGUGAUGUGUUAGGACGUCCGGCGGUACCGUAUAUAGAGUGUGCCAUAAUUUAUUGUGUAGAUUUUUUACUUUCUGCUGAUUUCUUGGACUUUGUGCGCUGCUGCUGAGUGUCAGCAUUUACAUGACGAAUUGUUUACAUGCGUAGUAUGAGGGUUUCAAGUCUUGAAAAUUCUUGGAC